AUGGCGUUAUCAAGAUCUAAGCAUAGUUUAGGUUUUCGAUUCCAUCCUAGUGAUAAAGAGUUGAUCAACCAUCUAAAAAGAUUCAUGCUCGAUGGAAUUUUUCCACGUCCCAAUGUUAUCAAACUAAAGGACGUAUUUGGAGAUUUAGAGCCAUGGCAAAUUAUCGAUGGAGAGAAAACAUGUUAUUUUCUUACGCGAUUAAAGAAAUUCAAUAAUUCAAAUAAGAGAUUCUCAAGAACAGUUGGGAGUGGGACUUGGAGUGGCCAAACAAGUGGUAUUUCCAUUAGAGAUAAAUCAAAUAGAAAUAUUAUAAUUGGAUAUAAGAGAAGUUUGAGGUAUAAAAGUGGUGUUGAAAAAGAUCAAAGUGAAAAAUGGCUUUUGAAGGAAUAUUUUUUGCCAGAUGAGUAUAUUAAGAAAAGCAAGAACAAGGAUAUAUUUGUCAUUUGUAGAACUAAAGAGAAGACAAAAAACGAUGAGGAAAAUAAUAAUGAUGACGAUGAUGAUGAUGUUAAGGAUGAAGAUGUUGAUGGAUUAGUGGAUUAUCUAUUUGAAGGUAAUUAUGAUCAAGUAAUUAGCAACAAUAAUGACAAUCAAUUAGAGGGUAAUUAUGAAGCAAGUACAAGCACAUUGAACAAUUAUGGAGAAUUAGGUGAAGUUGAGCAAUUUAAUGGAAUUAAUCCAUAUGAUAAUUCAAGUAUUGAGUCUGUAUUGGAAAUGAUUGAAUUUUAA
Molecule: messenger RNA, 729 nt
Organism: Solanum stenotomum
Lineage: Eukaryota; Viridiplantae; Streptophyta; Magnoliopsida; Solanales; Solanaceae
Product: NAC domain-containing protein 78-like
Exons: 1
Coding region: 1-729 (242 amino acids)
Biological process (GO): regulation of DNA-templated transcription
Molecular function (GO): DNA binding
Source: RefSeq, a predicted model, not a curated record